AUGAAAACGACACGCCCGUCACCCUCAUCCUUGGAAGACAUCGCCACGAUCACGCCUACAUUCAUCCUCGGUAUGGCUCUCAUCCUAGCUGGAGCCUCCAUCCGCUUCCUAUGCUUCCGUGAGAUGGGCGUCCACUUCACGUUCCAGAUCUCUCUCCGGGAGAAACACAAGCUUGUGCGAACGGGCCCCUACUCCAUCGUUCGUCACCCAGCAUACACGGGAGGCCAUAUGACUAUAUUAGGUGGACUGUUGACGUUGACGGGUCAUGGGUCGUGGCUCUACUGUGGGGCGGGAUAUUCGGAGAAGAUAGGGAGGGUGUUGUGUGGUAAUUAUUGUGCGUCUGUGAUGGUUUUGGCAUAUGCGCUUCUAAGGGGGGCGAAGGAGGACGUGUAUUUGAGGAGAGAGUUUGAGGAGGAGUGGGAGGAGUGGGCUAGAGAUGUCCCGUAUAUGUAUAUUCCGUUUGUGGUUUAG
This is a messenger RNA of Stereum hirsutum FP-91666 SS1, 471 nucleotides long. RefSeq lists its product as uncharacterized. The transcript has a single exon. The record is from RefSeq and is a predicted model, not a curated record. Lineage: Eukaryota; Fungi; Basidiomycota; Agaricomycetes; Russulales; Stereaceae. Bases 1 to 471 code for a protein of 156 amino acids.